Colletes gigas is the source of this 1500-nucleotide messenger RNA. RefSeq lists its product as uncharacterized. Gene Ontology annotation, biological process: proteolysis. The record is from RefSeq and is a predicted model, not a curated record. Bases 1 to 1500 code for a protein of 499 amino acids. The transcript has 3 exons. Lineage: Eukaryota; Metazoa; Arthropoda; Insecta; Hymenoptera; Colletidae. Gene Ontology annotation, molecular function: aspartic-type endopeptidase activity.
AUGGAUGAAUUAUUAGAAUUUUUGCGGGUACGUCACAAGGUACUAGAGAAUUCACAGUUUGACCGGACUUUCGACAGAUCGGAUAGACCACAACCAAAUAAACGCGCGAUAGAGACCAAUCGAUCCACAUUUGCUUGCCCAACGUCUAAACUAGCGUGCCAUAUACGUAAGGAACCACACUAUACGUAUCAAUGCCCCAAACUAACUAAGGUAGCAGUAGAACAAAGAUACGAAGUCGUAAAACAGUCAGGAUUGUGCGGCAAUUGUUUACGGCCUAAUCACACGGCCAAACAAUGCAUCGUUGGUACCUGUAAGCAGUGUAAGGCAAAACAACAUACACUGCUACGCAGAGAAACGAAUACAAAUCAGCAAACAGAUCGAGCCAAUGUAGUGUCGCUUACAACAACCACACCAUUCGAAGUGAUUCUAUCCACCGCGAUUGUAGAAGUCUUAGAUAAAAACAAUAAACCUCGACCGUGUCGAGUCUUGCUAGAUUCUGGGUCGCAGUCUAACUUUUUAACCGAAAGCUUUGCAACAAAACUAGGACUAAAACGAGACCAUAUGGAAAUUCCAGUAGUUGCUAUUAACCAAACAAUUUCACAAAUACACCACAUGGUGAAAUCGCGUAUCAAAUCACGCAUUAAUACAUUUAGCACCGAAUUAGCAUUUUUAAUCUUGCCGCAAAUUACAGAAAUUCUACCGUCCCAAGCAAUCCCAAAACAACAAUUGCAGCUACCUGCUAACCUUCCGUUAACCGACCCAGCCUUCUGCAGACCCUCCGAAAUAGAUGGUUUACUAGGCGUCGAAAUAUUUUACAAAUUAUUGUGCGUAGGACAAAUAGCCAUAGCAAACAACCAAUUAACACUACAAAAGACCAAACUUGACCGGUUUUGGGAAAUAGAAGAAGGUCCGCAUAAAAAGUUGUUGUCAGGCGAAGAAUCAGCGUGUGAACAACACUAUCAACAACAUACUACGCGCGAUCCAAGUUCAGGACAAUAUACAGUCCGAUUACCAUUCAAAGAAAAUCCAACGUCACUAGACGACUCCCAUUCCAUAGCUCUUAGACGGUUUUAUUCCUUAGAACCUAGCCUCGCGAAAAAUCCUGAAAAUAGAGUAAAAUACACCGAAUUUAUGAAAGAAUAUCACCUUCUAGGUCACAUGUCCAAAUUAGACUCAUCACGCGGUCGGCCAACGAUACGAGAUGACUUGUAUUCCAUUCUACUUAGAUUUCGAUGUCACUCAUAUGUCCUCACCGCGGACAUCGAAAAAAUGUACCGACAGAUAGUUGUGCACCCACAGGACCGCAAGUAUCAAAGGAUAUUAUGGCGCGACAAUCCGCAAGCACCAAUAGACACGUACGAGUUAAACACGGUUACGUAUGGUACUUCCGCGGCCCCAUUUUUAGCCAUUCAGUCGUUGCAACAGUUAGCGAAGGGCGAGUCUAACUGCCUAGAGCCACAGCCGUAUUGCGGGAAGAUUUUUAUGUCGAUGACCUGCUGA